This is a messenger RNA of Parathielavia appendiculata, 964 nucleotides long. RefSeq lists its product as uncharacterized. The record is from RefSeq and is a predicted model, not a curated record. NCBI's taxonomy places the organism in Eukaryota, Fungi, Ascomycota, Sordariomycetes, Sordariales, Chaetomiaceae. The transcript is spliced from 4 exons. Bases 153 to 767 code for a protein of 204 amino acids.
CCGGUUAAAGAUCUUCUUCAGUCGCUCAUUCAGAGCUGUGCUCGCCGUUCGCUUCCACUCCUUUCACUUUCUUGAACAAUAUCGAGCUGUGCUCUUAACUCUUAUUCUUUAAUCUUGUCUUGAGAAAUCGUUCCCUCCCAACAACCAGCAACAUGAAGCCCGUCACUUUCCUCUUCUCUGCUCUGGCCACCCUGGCUGCCGCUGCCCCUACAGCCCCCGUCACCGACCUCGAGGAGCGCUCCUUUGCCUUUGAUGUCAACGCCUUCCACGGCUUCAAGAGCUUCAGCCAGGUCAACCUGAAUUACCUGCUCAACAUCAACUCCCUCCAGCUCGGUCUCCUCGGCAACCUGGCGAGCGUCAACAACCUUAACAUCCUGCAAUUCCAGCCCCUUUUCCAGCAGCAGGUCUUCGACAUCUCGGCUCUGCUCCAGCUGCAGUCCCUGCACACCUUCCUGCAGAUCCACCAACUUGGCGUCCUCAGCGGUUUCGACCUCGCUAGCCUUCAGCUGCAGCACCUCAACCUCGGCCUCCUCAACAACGUUGGUGUUCUCGAUCUCCAGCAGUUCAUCUCCCCCAAUGUCGUUGGACAGGUCCAGACCGUGGCAUCCCAACCCUCGGUUUCCUUUGAUCCCAACCUGCUUGCUCCGGGCGUCAGUGUCGGCAACUCGAACGCCGCUGUCCCUGCUCCUAGCAGCGAUGGCGAGGGCUCGAACGUCGUCACUGCGGCCGAGCAGGAGGCUCAAGAGGGUCGCAGCUCUCUCGACUAAGAGAGCGCGCUUCUUGGGGGGAAUCAGAAAAGUCAACGACUUUCGAAAAAAAAAAAAAACACACUUUGGCGUUCGCUUGCAACUAGUCCGCCUCUGCAGCGGAAUACGUUCACACACUUCGGGAAUCGGAUGGCUAAUGUUGGGCUCUUUUCCGCCUUCAAGUGCUCGUCGCCAAGGAGUAAACGAUUUUGGGUGCU